AUGGUCAAAGCUUCAAGUCCGGAAUACAAAAGGUGAUUGCGUGUGCAUGUGCUGACAAUAGCUACAAAUGAAGUGGUCAGGGCGCCGAAUCUCGGAUCCAGCACGUAUCCAGACGUCAUGAGAACAAAAUUGGUGUUGACGUCUUCUGGAGCCGAAGGCGUGAGACUCAUGGACUCUCGAGUUGGAGCCCUGGGCUCCAGAGCUCCAGGGCUUCGAAACCUAAUUGGUUUCGGAAUGGCAAAUGAGCAUUUGCGGGUCCACGAGAAUUGA
This is a messenger RNA of Caenorhabditis sp. 36 PRJEB53466, 270 nucleotides long. Lineage: Eukaryota; Metazoa; Nematoda; Chromadorea; Rhabditida; Rhabditidae. The record is from the annotation of a GenBank genome assembly.